UUCUUUGUGAAGUACUAAUGUCAGUUCUGUACAUUUAAUUAUGAAAAAAUCUUUAUUAAAUCUUUUACGUAUCAUUGUAACCUUGUAAUUGCGUGUUUCAAUACGUCAGUUUAACUGGCUGAGUUGAAUUUGUAGACCAGUCCUGGUACAGUGUGUUUGCUAAUCUGUUUGCUGUAAAUAGCAGAUCCAGGCGCACAUGCACCCGUUUUGUAAAUUUGAAGACAACACUGUGGGCCCAUGAAGAGCGGCAGUCGUGUUGUUUGAAACGACACAGCGCUAACCCCUUCAACCCUUUUGUUUCCUUGUGAACGAAGGUCUACGAGUGUUCUUUUAAAGCGUCGUCAUGGAGCCAGCGUGCCGCAAAGACAAGCAGAAGCAGACUCCGAACAGAGGGGACAACGGCAAGGCCAAGCAGAAAUCCGCGCAGCAGGAACUGAAGCAGAGACAGAGGGCAGAGAUUUACGCCCUGAACAAAGUGAUGACCGAACUGGAGCAGCAGCAGUUUGAGGCGUUCUGUAAGCAGAUGCAGUCGCAGGGGGAGUGAUGUGGAGCUCCUGGGCUUCAGCGGGGACCCUUCCAGGUAUGCUCUGCACGACCUCACCUUCUUCACAGCGAGAGACCGGGCAGCUUGAUUGACAAGCAAAGCAGAGGACGCAGUGCUGGAAACACACUAAUCAUCACCACCACGUUUCAACCGAGAACACCCCCCUCUAGAGCAGGGUCACAUCACCACAGGACGUUUACAACGUCCUGGGCUUGACCUGGAAAUGUCAGGUUGAUGCUUUCAUUCGCAGUGACUAAGAAUGGGUCCCAUACUUGCUGCUUUAACAUCACAGUAUUAGGUCAUGUUAUUGUUUUUGAUAAAAUGGUGUGAGGAGGAAUACAGCACUUGCAUGAGGAACAGUGUAAAAACAAAAUUCUAAGUCUGUUUUUUCUGUUUUGACAUUGAUCUGAAAUAUUAGUGGAUGAAGCAUGUUAUAAUUGAUUGCUACGAUUAACAUUGAGUAAGUGUUUCUUUUGCAUUUAUUUUUGUACAGGUCAGUUUGUAUGGGCUCUUUUAUAGUGCCUCCAGAGUAAAAACAAAAAAACCAAGCACCCAUGUGACAAAACCAAUCCAUGGCCCUCUGCAGGUUUAGAAUAGUAGAUCUACACUCUGAGAGUCCAUGCAAAGCCCUCAUAACCACUAUAAACAACAUGUUUGUCUUUACAGUACCUGGAUGGAAACAGAAGGGUCUAUUUUGAAGCAGGUUCGAAGUUUGCCCUGAAAAGAUUUUGAGCAUUAUAAGCUUUCAAACUGGUAGUGUCAGUCCCAGUUGAAAUAGUGUUGGCUCUGCUCUGCUGCCCAUGGAUAUAAACAGGUUAGCUGUUUCUUGAAUAGAUUUAUAAUGUGUGUUUUAUUUUGCAUUCAGAAAUGGGGUCAGCUUGGCAUUGUCAGGCCCAUAGGGUCAGUUGCAACAUUCCACUUAAACUGGUUAAACUGAGGUGUAGCUGGAAAAUAAGCAUGUGCGUUCAGCAUCUACAUAUCAAUUGAGAUAAUCGGAGUCAGAGCUUCAGCAUACCAGCAGUGGUUUCAUUCAGUCUCAUGUCAAGUUAACAUAGACCAUGCCUUGUGAGGUUUUACUGUGCUUUGUAUUUCAGACAAUUUUUCAGAUAUUUGAAUGAUAUAAAUCUGAGGUUUGUUGUUUUUUAUUUUAUUUUUAUGUAAUUGAGGUUAACAUUUAAAACUGUAGUGUUUGUUACAAGUGAACUUUGAUUUGUGGUUUGAAUUGUCCUUUUAAAUGCUAUUCAAAUGGAGCUUGUUGCACUCCACAAGGAACAUUGUUUUGCUCAAUACUGAGGUUAG
Molecule: messenger RNA, 1843 nt
Organism: Polyodon spathula (Mississippi paddlefish)
Lineage: Eukaryota; Metazoa; Chordata; Actinopteri; Acipenseriformes; Polyodontidae
Product: small vasohibin-binding protein-like
Exons: 3
Coding region: 344-544 (66 amino acids)
Biological process (GO): protein secretion; negative regulation of protein ubiquitination
Cellular component (GO): apical part of cell
Source: RefSeq, a predicted model, not a curated record